UAUUAAGCAGUGGAGUUUCCAUUUAGUGAUUUAGCAUUAACCUUUCAGCUGGCGAGAUGACAUCCGUAUUAAGGCUCUGUACCAAAUUCAGCCCGUCUGGAUUCUUAUCACUGUUGUCUGGAAACAGCAGUCAUUGGAGAAUCUGUGCUCUGCCAUGCACUGUAUCUCAAAACAGAUAUUUGUCAUCCUCAAAAAUUAAAGUGGACCUGGACAGUAGUAAUGGUGUUGCUAUAAUGCAGUUCCAAAGUCCUCCUGUCAACAGUCUCAGUCUUGACUUUCUGACUGAGUUUGCUAUUAAUUUAGAAAAACUUGAGCUGGACAGAAGCUGCAGGGGUGUUAUCAUAACAUCCGCCCAGCCGAAGGUGUUUUCUGCAGGCCUAGAUAUCUUGGAAAUGUAUAAAAAGAGCCCAGAGCACUGCGCAGAAUUCUGGAAGGCUGUACAGGACGCAUGGCUUAAGCUUUACGGGUCCACCAAGGUCACAAUCGCCGCUAUCAAUGGCUCCAGUCCUGCAGGUGGUUGUUUGUUGGCUUUGUGUUGUGACUACAGGAUCAUGGCCGAUAACCCUCGCUAUAACAUCGGUCUCAAUGAAACACAACUUGGUAUAGUUGCACCUUUUUGGUUUAAGGACACCAUGACAAACGUUGUGGGCCAUAGAGAAACCGAGAAGGGUCUUCAGCUGGGUUUACUGUACAGUGCUCCUGAAGCACUAAAGGUCGGUUUGGUGGAUGAGCUUGUUCCUGAAGAUAAAGUUCUCAGCACAGCUACUGAGACCAUGACGAAAUGGUUGGCCAUCCCAGAUCAUGCCCGUCAGAUAAGUAAGUCCAUGAUGAGAAAACCCACGAUAGACAAACUUCUUGCAAACAGAGAAGCCGACACCACAAACUUUGUCAGUUUCACCACCAAAGACUCCAUCCAGAAAUCUCUUGGGUUGUACAUGGAGAUGCUGAAGAAGAGGAAGUCUUGAGGACCGAAACACGUGCCUGUUGUUGACGUUGCCUUUAUGGAGCGCAUCCGUGUCACUGUAUAUCACUCUUUUGUUACUAAAGGGUCACUUUGUUUGUCAAUAAAAUCUUUUAAAACCAAAAUGGGAUGGGAUCUGUUUAGCAUGCGAAUAGUUGACAGCUUAGCUUAUUCAUAACAUUUAUUUGUUUCAAUUCAGCAUCAAGAUUUUAAGAUUCAAAUUUUACAUGCGGUAUAUGCAUAAGGAGAAGCGUAUAUGUUAGGUCA
Sinocyclocheilus grahami is the source of this 1228-nucleotide messenger RNA. RefSeq names its product enoyl-CoA delta isomerase 1, mitochondrial-like. The record is from RefSeq and is a predicted model, not a curated record. NCBI's taxonomy places the organism in Eukaryota, Metazoa, Chordata, Actinopteri, Cypriniformes, Cyprinidae. Gene Ontology annotation, cellular component: mitochondrion. The coding region runs from base 57 to 965 and encodes 302 amino acids. Gene Ontology annotation, biological process: fatty acid beta-oxidation. The transcript is spliced from 7 exons. Gene Ontology annotation, molecular function: delta(3)-delta(2)-enoyl-CoA isomerase activity.